This is a messenger RNA of Helicoverpa zea (corn earworm), 3060 nucleotides long. Its product is annotated as hemicentin-1. Lineage: Eukaryota; Metazoa; Arthropoda; Insecta; Lepidoptera; Noctuidae. The annotation marks the transcript as partial. Gene Ontology annotation, molecular function: cell adhesion molecule binding. The record is from RefSeq and is a predicted model, not a curated record. The transcript has 13 exons. Gene Ontology annotation, biological process: cell-cell adhesion. Gene Ontology annotation, cellular component: cell-cell junction.
CCGGUGGGCAUUUACCGCGGGAAGUACGAGUGGGCGAAUGAGAACAGUCCAGUUGGGGGAGACUGCUCCCUAUGGGUGCGCGCUGCAACCCUGCAACUAGACGAUGGACAGUGGCAGUGCCAAGUCACUGCCAGCAACUACGAUGUGCAGGAUGCCCUAUCCAGUCCACCAGCAGCACUAGCAGUGCGGGUACCUCCACAAUCUCCCCGGAUUCUCUUCAAUGGGUCCCACGUGAUGCCAGGACAGAACAUCACGGUCCCAGCAGGGAAUAGAGCUACGGUCGUCUGCGAGGCCAGAUAUGGCAACCCUCCGGCGUAUAUCGAGUGGUAUUUGGAAAAGGAACGCCUGACAGCUUGGUCACAAACCAAUGCCUCAGAAGUGGAAAGGCCACGGGUUUGGGCAGCGCGAUCCGUGUUGGAACUUGGAGCCACCAGAUCAGCUCAUGGCCGUCAGCUGGCCUGCAGGGCUCAUCAUCCUUCAUACCCCUCACCGUACUACAGGGAUUCUUAUACGAUGCUGGAUGUAACAUUUGUUCCGGUAGUUUCCAUAAUCGGAGGUGAUGCGAGUACCCUGGCCAACUUAGAGGAGGGUUCUAGUGCUCUCACUCUGGAGUGCCGAGCUGAUGGCAACCCCAGUCCUUACGUAUGGUGGACUAAGAACGGACAAGUCAUCGCUACCAAUGGAGCGAAGCUGAUCCUUGCUCCAGUAUCUAGGAAUCAUUCUGGUAUUUACGGCUGUCAAGCAAGGAAUUCUUUGGGAACAUCAGAUUCAGUGAAGAUUGAAAUUGAUAUUAAGUAUCCUCCACGAGUGACCUGGGUGGGACCUGAUACCGUGGUUGAAGCGAACCUGUUCUCUCAAGUUACGUUAGAAUGCAAAGCUGAAGGCAAUCCCCCGCCCUCUUACACCUGGUACCACAACCCAGCGUCAUCAGCCCGUAUCAACUCGUUACAAGACGGCGCGUACCCAAUCUCGGUGACUCCUCAACUACAGCUGCACAAUGUGUCGUACGACCAGCAUGGACGAUAUACCUGCGUGGCUACCAAUCAGAUCGGAUUGGAAGAUCGGUCCCAGCAAUCAGAAGCAGUAACCCUGAACGUGCUAGGUCCACCAGUGGGCGCCCAGUCCGGCGCAGCGCAUGCGUGGAGCGGCGGCGAGGCGCGCGUGUGGGCCGCCGUGUGCGCCGACCCGCCGCCGCGCCGCGCCGCCUGGCUGUGGGGCAGUCUGCGCCUCGACGUGCCCAGUCAGAUCGGUCGCUACCGUACUUUAGAGCCAGCGAUGGACGGCGGCUGCUAUCGCUACACUCUCCUCAUCUCCAACACGGGCAUGUCGGACGCGAGAGUCUACGUGCUGCACGUAGAGAAUGAGAGGGGAUUCUCUUCUCAUGCCGUCACUCUUACUGUGCAUGAGACUGCGCAUGUGGCGCCUCUGAUUGCGGCGGCGCUCGUCAUCGCCGCGUUACUCGUCAUCGUGCUGUGUUUGAUACUGCGGUGUAGGAGACGGAGAGAAACUGUGGAAUAUAAGACUGAAGAUUUAGAUAGCGAAAAGGCAGCGUUACCAGCGGACGCGGUGUACACGCCGCGUGAGGCGCCGCGCGCCGCCACAGGGUCCGUGCUGGGCACCGCAGGUCCCCCAGCAGGGGCCGGCACAGGCGCGCGCUACUCGCCGGGCGCGCUGCAGGUGCGGCGCGCGGCCGUGGUGCUGCAGCCCCCCACCACCGUGUGACCAUCGCGCACAGGCAGCUUUAACGUCGCUGGAGAGAGAAGCCAAAGAGAAUGUUUAUGCGGUAUUAGAUCCGCACAUUCAGUACGAAAUAACGAUAAAUAAGCACGGAGAGCCGCCUAAAUACUUAUCCUUAUCGAAGCCGCUAACUCACCAAAGAACUCACGCCUUUGACCCCCAUAGCAUUACAAACGAGAUCAACAAUAAUGAUAAUUACGAACGAUUCUCCACUUUCAAAACUGGACCACCGAAAGCCAGAAGAUCGAAUAAAAGCUACGAUAAAAAUAACAAAAACUACGUUUGCAAAACAAAUAACGAUAUCGAAUACUCCAAAGACCCAUUCUUCGGUAAAGUCAGAAGUACAGAUACAAUGCAUCAACACAAUGCACAAAAAUACAACGAACAUAAAGAUACCAAAAAUUAUUCCCGAAUGUAUGACAGGAAUAAUUCUGGACGCAAGGAGAACGAUAAAAAGAACCAGGAUGGCUUUGAAAAGGACUUUCAGAAUAACAAGAGAUCUUCAAACCGCAGCUGGAAAGGCACAAAGGAGAAGGAGAGGUCUUUUGAGGAUUUUACAGAAGUUGUGAAACAGGAUGCUGAAGAAGAGUUUAGGCCUCGUCCGGGGAAGGUCAGGGAGAUAGCUUCGAGGUUCAACAAGUGUAGCACUGGUAACGUAACUUUGAACGCCAGGAAGGACAGACCCAAACCGCUGCAAAGUUACGGCCACCAGGCGUACCUCGACCACGUGUUCCCUGACGCAGUGGAAAUAUAGUGUAAUGAGUGGACAUGACAAGUUAGAUCUCCGUUUAAUUAGUGUGUACUUAAUAAGGACUAGAUUUCUCACUAUACUUAUUUAUUAAUGUAGUUUUGCCAUAUUCUUCUAGAUAUUUCAACUGACUCGUGUGGAGUCGCAGAAAUUUUGGAAUACUUGAGCAUGUAGUUGUAAAUAGUUCCGCUAUUAGAUAGCUGCACAUCAUAGAUUAUGCACGCAGGGUGCAGACUGGACGAGGAAACGCGUAGAGCCGCAUUCACAUGUAUUUACAUUAAUCCUUUAACUAUUAAAUAAAUGAAUAAUACCAUAAAAUGUUGUGACGACCGUUUUACAAUUUGUAUUAAACUUUUUUUGUAUCGGUGUCUCUUUUGUAUUUACAUGAUGUUGCAUUUACUUGUAAAUAGUCAGAUUAUAGGAUGAUUGCUAUAUCAAGUUUAUGUUCUUUCGCCCUACGUAAUAUAAGUAUACCAGUUAGUCUAGUUUGUUACAGAUUAUUUCCUUGUGUGUAUAGUCUCUAUUACUUAUGUUUUGUAUUGUUGAAUUUUAACAGUAUUAAAAUUAUAAUUUUA